Molecule: messenger RNA, 393 nt
Organism: Styela clava
Lineage: Eukaryota; Metazoa; Chordata; Ascidiacea; Stolidobranchia; Styelidae
Source: RefSeq, a predicted model, not a curated record
AUGACGGAGUACACGGAACUGGGAAGUCACGAAGCAACUGGGGGGUUAAAGGUCAUGGUGUGCGUGGAUGGGAGCCAUAAUUCGGAGCUGGCAUUUCAAUAUUAUUUAGAUCACGUGCACAAAAAUGGGAAUGAAAUAGUUCUUGUCCAUGUUGCUGAUUUGGAAAUCUACCCGUCGUCCCACAUAUAUUCUGGAGGAAUGGGGAUCGGGAUGCCGACGGGGACGACUCACGAAAUCUUGGACAAAGCAAAGAAAAAGAACAAAAUCAUCGAAACAAAAUUCACAACCAAGUGCGAAGAUUUAGGAUUACACUACACUUUUUUAGCAUUGCUGGAAGGAGGUCAUGGACUUGGUGCAGUUCUAGUGCAGGCUGCACAUGACCAUAAUAUAUAG